AUGAAAUGAUGAAGGACAUUUGAGGCCCAAAAAAAAACAUAAGGGGACACUACUUUGUAAAUGCCACAUUCACAGGAUCUGUACCAUCAGCAGAAGUUCUGCAGUAUUUUUUUUUACCUGCGUUUUUCUACUUGAAGGUGAACCAUGUCCUCAAGCUUCCACAGGCCCUCCCUGCACAAGGUUGCCUUCAGCUGCCUGCUGGCAGUGUGUGUCCUAGUCCUUUUCUUUGUAUACUACAAGCCUGAAAUCAAUUUCCCCACAUAUCUGUGUGCAAAGGAAACACAGGCCCAGGUCUCGAACCAUUCAGCAGACCAGCACAUCAACUCACUUCAUAAUGACAACCAGAGGGUCCAGGCUGCAUCAGAGGACGCUGAGCUCGACACUCUUCUGUUGAUCUGGAUGUGGCCAUUUGGCAACAAGUUUGAUCUCAACUGCAGUAUAUUCAAUAUCAGAUGCAACUUGACAGUUGACAAGUCUCUCUACCAUAAAGCCAACGGGGUCAUCUUCCACCACAGUAGCUUAAAGGUUGAGUCUUUACCGAAAGAGCAACGUCCCUGGUUUCAGAAAUGGGUGUGGUUUAAUAUGGAGUCACCUACAUUCUCUCAUCCAAAGCCUCAAAUCAAUCACUUAUUCAACUUGACAUGCAAUUAUCGCCCCGAUUCAAAUAUUCCUGUGCCUUAUGGGCAAUUGUUGCCACUAUCAUCUGGCAUUGAGGGUUUUGAACUGCCACCAAAGGACAAGUUGGUCUGUUGGAUUGUGAGCCACUGGAAACCGAACUUGAGAAGAGUUCAGUUCUACAAUGAACUGAAAAAACAUGUCCAGAUAAACACUUACGGGAGCGCUUUUGGCCAACGUGUGAGUUAUGAAGACUAUAUGAAGAUAGUGUCUAGUUGUAAAUUCUACCUCUCCUUUGAAAACUCUAUUCACAAACACUAUAUUACAGAGAAGUUAUAUCGUCCUCUGAAGCUAGGAAGUGUACCAAUAGUUUUGGGACCUCCAAGACAAGAUUAUGAGGACCACACCCCAGCGGAUUCUUUCAUUCAUGUCGAUGACUUUUCCACUCCAAAGGAGUUGGCAGAGAGGAUACUUUACCUUGAACGAAAUAUUACUGAAUACAUGAAAUACUUCAAUUGGAAAAACAGGUAUGAAGUUCAAUGGUUUAGGUUUGGCCAAGAAAAUGCCUGCAGGACUUGUAGUUACUUACAAAAGAACAGAAGAUACCAAGCUUUACAUGAUCUUAACAAAUGGUACUGGAGUUAAUAGUACUCUAACAAAAACAGCAUCUGCCAAAUUACCUUUCAGUCUGGGACACAGACAAGUAUGGGCUCAAAGUAAAAGACUUAAGUCGCUUCACCUGAAUUGUCUGUGGUUUCUACAAACAUGAGAAUGAUUUUCCAUUAUGAUCACAUUGAUUCCACAUUGAUUGUGGCUUGUGGUAAAGCUGUCAUAAAACAUACUUUUUUCUUUUUUUUCGGUGAAGUAAUAUAAAGACAAAGAACGUGAUAAUAUAACAAGGGGGGUAGAUCAGAGGGUGGGGGUAAUUGGGACCAUCCAUUGGUGAGAGAAGUGUGCAAUUUGCUACUGGGAAGGUGGAAGCUCAAACAGGGUAUUUUUAAUCCCAGUUGCCACUUAUAUAUCAACUUUGCUAAUACAAACUUGUGCUUGAGCUGCACAUUUUUAUCUACAAAGAAGCAUCUCCUAGUUCAUCCCUAGUAAACUCGAUUGCAAAUAGCAAUCGCAGAGACUAUGACACCAUCUAGUGGUUACUUUGACAUGUCACAGUGAGAAAAUCACAUAAAUGGCAA
Seriola aureovittata is the source of this 1805-nucleotide messenger RNA. Its product is annotated as 4-galactosyl-N-acetylglucosaminide 3-alpha-L-fucosyltransferase 9-like. Bases 145 to 1260 code for a protein of 371 amino acids. The transcript is spliced from 2 exons. The record is from RefSeq and is a predicted model, not a curated record. Gene Ontology annotation, cellular component: membrane. Gene Ontology annotation, molecular function: alpha-(1->3)-fucosyltransferase activity. NCBI's taxonomy places the organism in Eukaryota, Metazoa, Chordata, Actinopteri, Carangiformes, Carangidae.